GUGGUAAAGUUGAAAGCCAACAGCUGUCAAAAGAAUGCACAAGUGACAACACGAAAAGAUGUUUUGUUUUUCGCACCGCUUUCGGUAAUUUUCAAAUUUGUAACAAAAUUACACCAAAACUACAAAAUUUAGUUAUCCAAAAUGAAUUGCAUCAUCACGGGGAGGAAUAUGAAAAUUCUUGCCCGAACGGUGAAUUUCUUCUCCAGAAUCGGGAAUGAGCUAUACCUGGAAGCACUUCCAACGGGAUUGUCACUCAAGGCCAUCAAUUCCAUAAAUACGGCCUACGUGAUGGCUAACUUUAGUUUAAAGUAUUUCAUUAGCUUCCGACAGGGUGCAAACGACCGUUUCGAGGAGAACAACUGCAAAGUUUCAAUCAAACCGAUGCUGAAGAUAUUCAAACGGUUGGCCACGAUCCAGAUCUGCAAAAUUUGGCUGCAGGUCGACCGAAAAAAGAUUAUCUUCCAGUUCCAGUGCAAGUCGGAUAUUUUGAAGACGCACAUCAUUCCGCUGCUUGAACAUGAGCACAUCAAUUCGCUGCGUUUGCCGGAAAGCUUCGCCAAUAAAGUGGUAGGGGACCAUAAAGUGUUCAAUAAAAUUUUGAUGCACUUCCAUCGCAACGUCAAAGAAGUUACUUUCGAUGUUAAAUGCGACGAAACUGUCGUUUCCAAUUAUAUAGAAAAUACCAAUAAGGACCGUACGACAAUGAGGUCAUCGCUUUCAAUCGGAUGCACGGCCUUCAAGUUAUAUGACUUGGAAUCCGAUUCAAACAUAACGUUCUGCUAUAAGGAAUUUAAGGCCAUGGCUCAUUAUGCGGAACACAACCGUAUGAUUGUGGAAAUGAACUUUGACCAGGCGGGAGGGCCUCUGAUGAUACGAAUGAAGAAGGACGACGUCCUGCAGAUUCGUUUCAUAAUGGGUACGAUGAGACCCCGGCUGGAAAAGCAAAACAGAAGCGUCCAGCGAGCAAAUCGAAAGCUGACGGAUCAACUAGGUGGGAAGAAAGUAGUGCCCGUGAGAAACGCAGAUAGCGAACGCAUCGACACGUGUCGAACAUCCAUCAGUCAGGCCAGUGAUCGAACGGAAAUGUCUGGAGCAGAAUCUGUUAACAGUUGCUUACGCGCAGAUGACAGUCAUCAGCGGACGAAUUUAGAGCCUGUUCAACAACAACGAACCCCACAAAUAAGACGGAGCGAAGCACCUACCAAGACAAAUUCCAACGAAGCUAACAGGGAAUCCUUCCUCGAUGGUCUCAAUACUCUUUCCACGCACCACUCUGCCGAUAGUUUUGCUCAUCUACCGGCGGUUCCUUUACCGAACAAUCCACCCCUGCGGACGGAAGACGAUCCAGAAUCAUACGACAUUGUUUUUGCCGGUGAUUCCAACGAUCCCAAUUCCGAAACCCAAAAGCAGCUGGUGGCCACCCCGACUUCCAGCGGCAAACGAAGAAACGAUUCUCAGAGCAAACAGAACGCCAAGCGACCCAACCUAACACAGCUUCGUUCAGAAGCUCUUUUCACCGGGCUGGGAGCAGCUCAGCCACUGCCGUCGACGUCUUCUCGGCUCUCGGUGGUCAACAUUCCUGAGAGUGUCCCAGAAUCCCCCGAGGCGGUUGCUGACCGGAAACGAAAAGAGGACAAAAUGAGGCACAUAUUCCGCAAAUGUUUUGAAGAUACUUUCGAUCCGCGGAAGGUUAACACGGUUUUUGCUGAAAACUCUGAUCCGGAGGACAAUUGAUAAGCUUAUUCCCGCUACGGAAACUUUAAUAUGACAUUAAUAGUUGUAAACAGAGUGUUUUCGGUGGUUAAGAAUAAAUUAUGUUUCCUUCAACCAAACGUUCACAAAAA
Molecule: messenger RNA, 1844 nt
Organism: Armigeres subalbatus
Lineage: Eukaryota; Metazoa; Arthropoda; Insecta; Diptera; Culicidae
Gene: Rad9
Product: cell cycle checkpoint control protein RAD9A
Exons: 3
Coding region: 142-1734 (530 amino acids)
Biological process (GO): mitotic intra-S DNA damage checkpoint signaling; cellular response to ionizing radiation; DNA replication checkpoint signaling
Cellular component (GO): checkpoint clamp complex
Source: RefSeq, a predicted model, not a curated record